CGAAAAUAAAGGUCGGAUUAAGUUGUUUAUUUACUUAUUACCAGCUAUAUACUUUUGGAGAUUAAAUAUUGCAUAUAUAUAUUGAUAUCUUAAUAAAACUUAUUAUUAAUACAUUAACUCAUGAACAAGAAUCCGGAUAACACUUCCAAUCAAAUGGAAACAGACUUACAACUUCUUGAAUCUCAACAUCCUGAACUGGGUGAGAUUGCCAAAAGUUUAGCUCAGAUUGCAUUACAUAUGAAAUCGCCUGUUUUAGAAAAUGCAACAAAUAACAAUGAAACACAAAGUUCAUUAUCUACUAAUGAUACAUUAUAUCGUAAUUUUAUGCAGUUACAACUUCAAGAUCCUAAAAUUCAAAAUUUGCUGCUUGAAAAACAAAAACAAUCACAAGUUCAGAAUAGCACAAGCAAUAACACUAUAAAAAACUUAAUGGAAACUAUUCUGUUGAAUUCACAAAGUAUGCAUAAAUCUCCAAGUCAAGCAGAUGAAAACUUUAGUGGAACAACAACUUCUAGGAGUGGUUCAUCUGACCGUCGGACAAUUGGAUACACCGGUAGAAGUGUGAGCAUUAACGAAGGUAAACAUCUUUCCGGUUCUCAGUCUCCUUGUGGUUCAAAUAUAUCAUUGCCAAAAUACUCGGACACUUCUCUCCCUAUGUCACGUCAAACACAAUCGAUAACAGGGAUAAGUCAAAAUAAUCAAGAAAUUAUUCAAUUAUUACAGUCGAUUAUUCAAAACGGUAAUUCUCAAAAUGCAAAUUUACAUAAUUUAAAUUUACUAACUCAACUUCUACAAUUAUCAAUUAAACCGGAUGGAUCAAACAAUGUUUGGAGUUCAGUUAUUCAACAAUUAACUAAACAAUUACAUCAGUCCUAUCAACAACAACAACAGCAACAACAACAACAACAACAACAACAACAUAAUAAUAAUAAUAAUAAUAAUAAUAAUAAUAAUAAUAAUGAACACAUGCCCAGUAUUAAUAGCAGUAGCAAUUUCAUUCCAGAAAAUACAAUCCCAGAAAUAAAAACAGAGUCUGUAUGGGCAGAUGAUACAAACACACAACAAAAUAUUAAACUGCCAAGUAACUCAAUGUCAUAUAUACAGUCGACUAACAGACCAACGAAUACACCUAUAGUAAAAAUUCAAGAUAAUACAAUGACAGGAAAUGUAGAAAAUGUAAAUCAAAAUUCAAAAAUGGAAGUUGGAAAAUUAAAUCCGUAUGAAAUGGAACCAACACAGGAGACUGUUAAAACUAACCAUAACCUAUGGUCAAAUCCUGGUUCAUAUAAUAAUGUAAAUCAAGCUGUUAAUGCCAAUAUAGGAUAUUCAAGACAAGUGACUAAUGUAUCAAGAUUAUUAAAUCAAGAGCGUCCUUGGAUGCGAAGUCAUCACAGAGAUAGAUUUGUUGUACGAAUCACAUCAGUAACUCAUCGCUGUUCAUGUCGAUCAAAUACUCCAAACCAUAAUCGUACAACAGAUUCAAAAUCUAAUCAAUGUCAAGGCAAAGAAUGUAAACUCAGUGAGCCACGUAUUUAUGUCACAUUCCAAACUCAAUUACCAAGUUUAAGUCCACCUGACAAUGCUAGAAAACAUGGAAGACAUUCACACCAUAUACCAUUAACUGGGCUUAGAUUGGGAUUUAGCUGUCCAUUAACUAGUCAAGGACCACCUAUGAGUGAUUUCGAAACACCAAAAGUAGCUGAAAGAUUUGAUUCAUGGGAACAAGCUGGUAAUCGUCCAGGUUUUCGUGUACAAAUAUUGACAGCGCUACAACAUACAAUUCGUCAAAUGCUCGAAUUAAUUAGAACAAAGGGAUUUAGUGCAAUAAAACUCGAUACAGAUUAUGUGUUCUUUCCACCAGCAGCUGAUCUUCAACCAAUUUACGCGAGACGUAGACCACUGAGUUCAUCAUCAGAUAGUUCUUUGCCAAGAGUAAUGGGUCUUGAACGAAUAAGACAUGAAAUUAAAAAUGAACCAAAAAAUCACAGUUUCAAUACAAAACUAAGUGAAAGUUUAAAUUAUACUGAAAAACCAGAACAAUCAAUUUGGUCAGAAGUGAUGAGUGAAUCUGAAGAUAGUAACACUGAUACUGUAUUCAAUACAAAUAGUCUAAGUAUACCAAGAAAUAGGCCACGAACAUGGUAUCAAUCACCUGGACAAAAUUCUUUAAGUACAUCACCAUCAAUAAUAUUGACAAAAAAUAAUUCAGAUUAUAGAAUAAAUGAAAUUACUGACAUGGUGGAAAAUGAUCAUUAUCAUUCUAUUGAUAAACAUAUUAAUAUUGAUGAUAAUAAUGAUAAUAAUAGUAAUGAUAUCUGUUACCCAAUGAGUUCAAGUACAAUUGGUAUAUCAUCAAAUCAAUCAAUACAAAAUACAUGUUGGUGUACUUCAAAUCCAACACAAUAUUCUUUAUAUCAUAAACCUGGGCAUAAUUCAUUUUUAUCCACUUCACAAAUAGCAAUUAAUCCAAAUGUACAAAUGAAUUAUUCUCCAUACACUAUGGUAGAUGAACGUUGUUGGCUUAAUAAAAGUAUAAAUACCCCAAACAAACUUCUUAGAUCGUUGGGUGCUCCAUAUUCAACUCCGGUUAGUCCAACACAAUUUAUUCUACGUGAAUCUACUAAUCAGAAUCAGUCAAAUGAUUAUGAAGCAAGUAAUCUCCAAGCAUCAGCAUCAACAGAGCUGGUGGGAAAAUUAGAAAAACCUAAAAUUCCCACCCCUGAAUAUCUUCAAAGUACUACAAACUCAGAACAAAAACGAGAUUACUUAAGUAAGAUUUUACAAGAAAUAUCAAAUUGUCUUCAUACUAAUCCUCAAUAUCCCAUCGUUAUCAUGCCUACUUCACAAAUGUUGAAUUUCUCAGAGAAUCAACAAGCGACCGAUAAUAAAAACAGUAAAAAAGCACCACUUGUUUUUCAAAUACCACAUUCUAAUUCGGUUUUUAUAGGCCUUCCAGCAACCUCAGGGGUGAAUCCACGGGUUAUGACAGCCUCGCCCACAAAUGCUGUUAUUGUAUUGCCGUCAUUAACAACAGAUCAACAGUUAACUCAACAAUCCACAUCACAACAAAAUUGUCAGUAUUCACCUCUCACAAAUACACAACCAACUAUUUUAACAGGUCCAAAACAAGGCUAUUUGUUAAUUAUUACACCGGACAAUAAGUAUGAAUAUGUACCACAGCCUUAACUACCAACAGAAACUACAAGCUAUUAAUGUUGCAUUUACAAAAUGAUUCUUUCCCUGUAUAUUUAUGUCAAUAAUAUAAUCAUAUUAGCAAAUUAUUAUGCUCGCUAACAAUGCAACUAAAUCGUUUUAUAUCCAUUAUUACAGAUGAUGACUAUACAGGCAGAAAAAGAGGAAUCAGCUGAAUGGAAACUACUAUUACUACUUUUUAUCUUACUAUAACGAAGAAAAUUGUCGUUUCCUUGAAAUGAACAACAAACGAUUAUUUCAUCCCCGUGAAGAUUUGACUUCAUAUUUUUUAGGUAUAACGUCAAAUCUUUUAAUGCAUAUUUCGUCUUCCAGACAUAAUUAAAUAAACAGAAUAAAUCAUUAUUUUGAUUCUAUAUACGAUUGUAUAACAGAUCUGGUAUUCCUAGUAAAUGUUUUAAUACAGCUGAUCUACUCAAUGACCAAGUAUUUAGAUUCAAAAAUGUUAGCGUUCUUAUUUGUUUAUCAUUAUUAGUUUAUAACAAGAUGAUAGUAUUAAAAACUCGCACAUUAUAAAUUACAACAUAUAGGCAGACGAUAUUGUAUUCAAUUACAGUACUUUGGUACACAGUAAGAUUUAUGGGAAUAUAUGAAAACACUAAACUGAUCAAGGCAGUUUAUGAGUCAGUGACAAGAACGAAACACUAAAAAAACAAACAUAAUAAGUAAACAGCACAGGUGUGAUGACGAGUGUGCCGAUUGUGUUGGGAAUAAUAAAGGCCCGAAUUAAUGCUUCAUGAUAAGAAGUCGGUCAAAGACUUGAAAAAAAUAGACAUUGCAAUAACAUUCAUUUGAAAUUAUUAGAAUUACUUCGCCUUUCCGUAGGCAGCGACACUAAAUGCAAGAAAGCAAUAGGCAGGAGGAAGGUAUAUUUGUUGUGAGAAGUUACUAAGUAUUUACAUAAUACAUAUACAUUUACAUCUUUCGGUGUGUUCUGUCAUUUGAACGUUAGUAGUCCGAUAUCUGACUCCAGUUAUAUCGUAUGAUGAUUGCUAUCGAAACAUACAUCCCGGCUACCUUUGUACAUAAUCACCGACCUAAAUCGCGUUAGUGGAUAACGGAAUUAAAUAAAACAAACACGAGAAUGGAUUUCGAAUACGUAUAUUUCGUACAAUCGUUGAUCCAGACAGACGAUCAGAGAAACGAAGCGAACAAAGAGAACAGAGAAGGACGCGAAAUGAAACGAAAUGACGCACAGUGAAGAAGACGAUUGAGUAAACUCGUUUUGACGAAGUGUGAUUCGAUAUAUGUUACCAGACAAAAAUAAUUUAGACACGUGAUGAAUAGGGUAAGCAAUUAGCACACAUACGACCAUAUAAGUAGUCAUGGUUAAUAAGCGAAUAAUUGACAAAGUCAAAAUGUGGCUUGAGAUGAAUGAAUAAAUUGGUCUGUCGAGAAGCUAGAAUAGUCUAAAUAACUUGAUAUAGUACCAGCCACUAUGUAACUUUCUUCUCGUUUAGGCUCCCAAUGCUCUGCCAAUGCCACGCUUUCGAUGUACUGAAACUCUUUACUCUGUCCUAUAAUUGUUGCGACUUCGAAGCCACAUCCCGUUACAUAUUAUUCACAAACAAGCCUGUGUGUAGCAUUCACCACAAUUUCGUAUUUAUGUAUUUGAACACAAACAUUGGUACAAGAUGGCACCAAAUACAAAUGCGUCACACAAUAACAAUGAAUUUGGGAAGAAAUGGAAUGUAAAGUGCGU
Schistosoma guineensis is the source of this 4912-nucleotide messenger RNA. NCBI's taxonomy places the organism in Eukaryota, Metazoa, Platyhelminthes, Trematoda, Strigeidida, Schistosomatidae. The record is from the annotation of a GenBank genome assembly.